ACUGCUAUGGGUCACCUGAAGUGAUUGAAGAUGCUCUUCUGAAGAAGAUAGAAAACUAUCCAAGAAUGACAAACAAAGACAAUCAAAAGCUGAGAGGGUUUGGGGACCUACUCUUAGAAAUAGAAGCCGCUAAGUCUAGUGGAUAUCUGCCAGGUCUCUCAUACUUAGAUACAGCACGUGGAGUUGAUCCCAUAAUCGAGAAACUUCCUUUCAACUUGCAGGAAAGGUGGGUCACUCAAGCAUCAAGAUACAAGAAAGAACAUCGAGUCGCAUUUCCACCAUUUGCCUUCCUUGCUGAAUUCAUCGUAGACCAAGCUGAAACACGCAAUGAUCCAAGCUUUGCUUUCCUGAACAAGAGAACUGCAAGCUCCCCAAAGGUAGAGCAAAAACAUCUAACGCCUUGCAAAGAACGCAGAGCAACAGUUUAUGUACGGAAGACAGAAGUCUCGCCUGAGUCUGCAGUCAAUCAGGAAGACAGCGCAAGUAAGAAAGUUGAGGAGCCAGACAAAAUAUGUCUCAUCCACAACAAGCCUCAUCCACUAAGAAAAUGUCGCAGUUUCAGAAGUAAGACAUUAGAAGAGCGCAAAGCUUACCUUAAAGACAAUCACAUUUGUUUCAGAUGUUGCGCUUCAAUUCAGCAUCUUGCAAAAGACUGUACAAAAACAAUAAAAUGCACAGAGUGCAACAGUGACAAACACCUGUCAGCACUACACCCAGGACCACCGCCAUGGAAACAAGAAGUUCCAGCAACUCAAGAAGAUCAUGGUGGGGAGCAAGGCGAGAGUACAACGCCAGCAGUAACCUCAAAGUGUACUGAGAUCUGUACAGAGCAGGGCCGCCCCAGAUCAUGUUCCAAAAUAUGCUUAGUCAAGGUGUAUCCUGCAGGCUUCAGAGAAAAAGCAAUCAAGAUGUACACAGUCUUGGAUGAACAGAGUAACAGAUCUCUGGCAAAAACAGAGUUCUUUGACCUCUUCGGUGACAAAGGAAGUCCAACUCCAUACACCCUGAAGACUUGUUCUGGAGUUGUAGAGACAACAGGGAGAAGAGCAAACAACUACAUCAUUGAGUCAUUAGGUGGAAAGACAAAGGUGACUCUUCCUACCCUCAUAGAAUGUGAUGAGAUACCAGAUGACAGGUCACAGAUCCCCACACCUGAAGUUGCUCGUCAUCACCCCCAUCUGGUGCGAAUAUCAGACCAGAUACCAGCACUAGAUCCAGAUGCUGCAAUCAUCCUUCUACUUGGGAGAGAUAUCCUCAGAGUGCACAAAGUCAGAGAACAGUACAAUGGGCCACACAAUGCACCAUUUGCACAACGCCUUGAUCUCGGAUGGGUCAUCGUUGGAGAAGUAUGUCUAGACGGACUCCACAAACCAGAAAAGGUAAAUGUCUACAGAACACAUCUGUUACAGAAUGGUCGUACAUCUUGUCUUUGCCCAUGUACCAACAGUCUACACAUUAAAGAGAGACUUGUAAACCCAACACAUCAUCAGAGUAUCCAGAGGUGCAUGGAAGACUUAGCCUCAACUGGAAAUACAGAUGAACUGGGCUGUAAGGUGUUUGAAAGAACACGAGAUGACGACAAGCUAGCACCCUCGGUGGAAGAUACUCUCUUCCUUGAGAUUAUGGACAGAGAAGUCUUCAGAGACAAAUCAGGCAGCUGGGUAGCCCCUCUACCCUUCCGGUCACCACGCCAUCGCCUUCCUGACAACAAGGUACAAGCAGAGAAACGCUUCACCUCGUUGCAGCACAUGCUACAAAGAAAGCCAAAUAUGAAAAAACACUUCCAAGCCUUCAUGCAGAAGAUCUUUGACAACAAUCAAGCUGAAAGGGCACCACCACUACAAGAGAACCAAGAACACUGGUACUUACCAAUAUUUGGGGUGUACCAUCCUCAGAAACCAGGCCAGAUAUGCGUAGUAUUUGACUCUAGUGCGAAGCACAAAGGCAUCUCACUAAAUGAUGUCCUUCUCAGUGGACCUGACCUGAACAACACACUCCUUGGAGUACUCAUCAGGUUCAGAAAAGAACUCAUAGCAGUGACAGCAGACGUACAACAGAUGUUCUACUGUUUCCUUGUUCGUGAAGAUCACAGAGACUACUUAAGGUUCCUGUGGUAUGCAGACAAUGACUUUAACAAAGAAAUCACAGAGUACAGGAUGAAGGUACAUGUGUUUGGAAACAGCCCUUCUCCAGCUGUAGCUAUCUACAACCUGAGACGAGCAGCACAGCAAGGUGAAAGACAUGGUCAAGAAGCCACACAGUUCGUCAUGAAGAACUUCUACGUAGAUGAUGGACUUGCUUCUUUCUCCAGCAACGAAGAAGCUAUCAACGUCCUGAAAAGUACAAGAGAAAUGUUGACAGAAUCCAACAUAAGACUGAACAAGGUAGCUUCCAACAGCAACAGAGUCAUGGAAGCAUUUCCAAUGGAAGACCGUGCUAAAGACCUUAAAGACUUGGAUCUAGGAACAGAAUCACCACCCUUGCAAAGAAGUCUUGGGAUUAGUUGGGACCUGAAGACUGACAGUUUCACCUUCAGGUCUCCAGAGAAGAGAAGCCAUUCACAAAAAGAGGUGUCCUAUCUACAGUCAACAGUCUUUACGACCCCCUGGGGUUCGUAGCACCCAUCAUCAUGCAAGUUUUACCGCGUGUGUUCAUUAUAUCUCAGUAAAGAUUACAUCAGUUAAGCAAACCAGCGUGU
This is a messenger RNA of Hyla sarda, 2698 nucleotides long. RefSeq lists its product as uncharacterized. Lineage: Eukaryota; Metazoa; Chordata; Amphibia; Anura; Hylidae. The transcript is spliced from 2 exons. The record is from RefSeq and is a predicted model, not a curated record. The coding region runs from base 66 to 2618 and encodes 850 amino acids.